Molecule: messenger RNA, 10920 nt
Organism: Orussus abietinus
Lineage: Eukaryota; Metazoa; Arthropoda; Insecta; Hymenoptera; Orussidae
Gene: Lar
Product: tyrosine-protein phosphatase Lar
Exons: 20
Coding region: 70-6156 (2028 amino acids)
Biological process (GO): protein dephosphorylation
Molecular function (GO): protein tyrosine phosphatase activity; protein binding
Source: RefSeq, a predicted model, not a curated record
AGUCGAGGAAGUGGUGUCGUUUCCGAGUGCCGUGGCCGGUGACGAGGCGAGCGUGGAAUAGUGGUCAAUAUGACACCGAUCCUCCUCGUCCUGUUGGCGGCGAUCGACCCAAUUUUCACGCAGAAUGCCGGGCCGCCAGAAAUCAUCGUGAGGCCGCAGUCGCAGCAAGUUAAGGCCGGAGGAAUAGCCAGCUUCUACUGCAGCGCCCUGGGCGCCCCCAAGCCCCAGAUCUACUGGAGGAAGAAGGGCAAAAAGUUCUCACAGGCCCAGACCAGGUACAUCGUCCACGAGUACGAGAACGGCGUCUUGCUGCGCAUCGAGUCCGUCAGGUUGCAGAAGGACAAUGCCGUGUUCGAGUGCCUCGCAGAAAACGGCGUCGGGGACGCCGUAGUCGCCACUGCUCAGCUGACCGUAGUGGAUCCUGGUAACAUGCCGAUGGGCUUCCCGGUGAUAACGCAGGCCCCGAUCACCAAAGUCGUCGAGCUGGGCCACAGCGCGAUGUUGUCCUGCACCGCCGUCGGCUCCCCGACGCCCAUCAUCUCGUGGGUGCGCGACAUGAUACCCAUCAACACCUCGGACCCGCGGUACACCGUCCUGGAAACCGGCACCCUGCAGAUCGUUGACUCCAAGGAGGUGGACCAGGGCAAGUACGAGUGCGUCGCCAACAACUCGGUCGGCACGGAGUACUCGAAGAGCAACAACUUGUACGUCAAAGUCAGAAGAGUGCCGCCACAGUUCUCCAUCCCACCCAAACCACUCACCACUGUCAUGUUGGGCGGAUCUGUCACCCUGACGUGUGUGGCUUCCGGGUCGCCGCUACCGUAUGUCAAGUGGAGGCAGGAGCCGGCUACUGAUCUCACGCCGGAUGAUAAGGUGCCCCUUGGAAAGAACACCCUGAAGCUCACCGACAUCCAGGAGUCGGCAAAUUACACGUGCAUCGCCCACAGCGAACUCGGCGCCAUCGAGGCUACCGCUAUGGUCAAGGUCCAAUCUCUGCCGGGACCCCCGGAAGACGUCCAGGUCUCCGACAUCACCGCCACUUCCGUCAAACUCGCGUGGUCCUACAAGAGACCCGAUCAGCUGAUGUACUACGUCAUCCAGUACAAGCCAAAAUCCGCCAAUCAGGCCUUCACGGAGAUUUCGGGCAUCACCACCAUGUACUACCAUGUCAGGAGCCUCAGUCCCUACACGGAGUACGAGCUCUAUGUCAUCGCUGUCAACAAAAUUGGCCGCGGCCCCGCGAGCGCCCCUGUCAUCGUCACCACCGGCGAGACGACGGAAUCAACUAAUGGAGGCGCCACACCUGGAACGGCACCAAGGAAGGUCCAAGUGCGACCCCUGAGCUCCAGCACCAUGGUCAUCCAGUGGGAGGAGCCAGAAACUCCAAACGGCCAAGUGACGGGUUACAAGGUGUACUACACGACGGACCCUGACCAGCCGAUGGCUUCGUGGCUCUCCCAGAUGGUGGACAACAGUCAGCUGACCACCAUCUCCGACCUGACCCCGCACUCUAUAUACACGAUCAGAGUGCAGGCGCUGACCAGUGUUGGUCCAGGACCACUUAGUCCUCCGGUCCAGGUGAAGACGCAGCAGGGCGUGCCGAGUCAGCCGGAGAUGCUGACGGCGGUGGACAUCGGGGAGUCCUCGGUGACGCUCCAGUGGAGCAAGCCGGCUCAUGGCGCCGAGAACAUCCUCGGCUAUGAGCUAUACUGGAACGACACUUACGGCAAGGAGAAGUACCACCGGUCCAUCCCCGCCACGGAGAACUACACCCUGACGAAGCUGUACCCCAACACCCUCUACUACGUGUGGCUAGCUGCGAGGAGUCAAAGAGGAGAAGGCGCCACCACGAUUCCGUACCCAGUGCGCACCAAACAGUACGUCCCCGGGGCUCCGCCUCACAAUGUAAACGGACAUGCGACCAGCCCGACCUCCAUUUGGGUUUCGUGGGAGCCCCCAUCAACCAAUCGCUCCAACGGACGAAUCGCGUACUACAAGCUGCAGGUCGUCGAAAACGGACGCGCCGACUCGGAGGCCAAGGUUAUCCUACUGAACGACACGAAUUUCGUGUUGGACGAGCUCAAAAAGUGGACCGAGUAUCGGAUCUGGGUUCUUGCCGGGACCAGCGUAGGUGACGGGCCUCCGAGUUUUCCUAUCCUUGUCAGAACUCACGAGGAUGUACCGGGUCAGCCUCAGGACGUGAAGGUAUCGACGAUCAACUCCACGGCGAUCCACGUGGAGUGGAAGCCGCCCUUGGCCGACAACCAGAACGGCAUGCUCCGGGGGUACCACAUCCACGUCCAGGAAGUUAAGGAUGCCGGUAAGGAGCUGCUGAACGAGCCCAUCCGCAAGGACGUGGUGGAGAAGGUCCACGAGGUGAACAUCACGGGGCUACAGCCUGAUACCAGCUACUCAGUGCAGAUAGCAGCCCUGACGAGGAGGGGAGACGGGGACAGGUCCACCCCAGUGCACGUGAAAACACCUGGAGGAGUGCCGAACAAGCCGCAGAUGACCCUGAGCGUCAGGACCAGGAUCCCCAUCGACAUGGACCUGAAAUGGACAAAGCCUACGCAGACCUAUGGGGCGCUUUUGGGGUACCGCGUCAGGUACGGCAUAAAAAAUCAGACCCUGAAGGAGGACUACGUCCCGGCGACCGACCAGCACCACACGUACAGGAUCACGGACCUAGAGGAGCGAGGGGUCAGCUACGAGUUCCGAGUGGCCGGACAGAACAGCAUCGGCUUCGGCCAGGAGGCGGUGCAAUAUUGGUUCAGUCCAGAAGGCAAGCCCACAGGACCCCCCACGAACCUGUCGUACCACUUCCAGACACCUGACACGGUUUGUGUGACCUGGGACCAGCCAGAGCGCCACCUCAGGAACGGCCUGAUCAUCCACUACGACGCGGAGUUCCACAAAAAGAGCGACCAUGGGACCAUCAUCCUCAGGAAUGGAACCACGCAGACUAGAGCGGUGUUCACGGACCUUGAAGAGAACACGGAGUACGUGUUCCACGUCAGGGCGCACACGAGUCAGGGUGCUGGUCCCUACUCGGAGAAGGUGACCAUCCUGACGGACAAGGACAUCGGUAGAGCUCCCAUGUCCAUCAACGUGGUGGCCACCUCCGAGUCCAGCGUGGAGGUUUGGUGGGAGCCGGUGCCGAACCGCGACAAGGUCGUCGGUUACCACAUCUUCUACACCAAGACCGCGGUGGAGGACCUGGACGAGUGGAAGCAGAAGAUCGUGGGUCAGACCGAGUCGGCGGACCUGGUGAACCUGGAGAACUACGCCCAAUACGCGAUCGCAAUCGCUGCGAGGUAUAAAACGGGUCUAGGGAGACUGAGCUCCAAGGUGACGGUCACCGUGAAUCCUGAAGACGUGCCCCUGGACCUGCGUGCACCAGACUCCUCGACGCACUCGAUGACUCUGUCAUGGACUCCGCCUAGGAGGUUGAACCCUGUCAAUUAUAAAGUGUCGUUCGACGCGGUUAAAGAAUUCAGAGACUCCCAGGGGAUCACGCAGACCCAGGUGGUGCCUCGCAAAAUGAUCCUGUUGGACUCUCAAUACACGACCACGACCAUCAACGAGCUGCAGCCCUUCACGACGUACAACGUGAACGUCAGUGCGGUGCCAUCGGACGGAAGCUACCGACCCCCCGCGAAGAUCACGGUGACGACCCAAAUGGCGGCCCCGAAGCCGAUGGUGAAGCCUGACUUCUAUGGCGUGGUCAAUGGGGAGGAGAUUCAGGUGAUCCUGCCCCAGGCUUCCGAGGAGUAUGGCCUGAUUUCCCAUUAUUAUCUCAUCGUGGUCCCUGAAGACGAGAGCACAGCCGACAAGCAGCCUGACGAGUUCACCGAGGAGAUGAUCACCGGGAAGAGCGCCAAGCAGGAGUGGGAAAACGCGCCCUACAUCGCCGCCAAGUUCCCCCAUAGGGAUAUUCCCUAUACCUUCCAUCUAGGGAGUGGAGAGUUCUUCGAAGGGUACGAGAACAGGAAGCUGGAGAGGAGCAAGAGGUACAGGAUCUUCGUCAGGGCCAUCGUGGACACGCCUAGAAAGCAUCUGUACACGUCCUCGCCGUUCUCGGAAUACCUGAGUCUGGACAUGCGGGAAGUGCCUCCUGGGGAUCCGCCCAGCAGACCCAACCCCAACACCCCCGUGGAUGGCAACCCUGAAGUGUCUGUGAAGACCAGUGGCCAGGAACCGGGCAUGGUCUGGGUAGUGGGUCCCAUAAUCGCGGCGCUGAUGGUUAGCGUGUGCCUAGUUCUGCUCUUCGUCAUCAAGAAGCGAAGGCAGCCCUGCAAAGCACCGGACCAGGCUGCAGUGACAAGGCCCCUGAUGGCUGCGGACAUCAGCUCCAACCAUGCCCCUCUAGACCCUGUCGAGAUGCGCAGACUGAACUUCCAGACCCCUGGCAUGAUCUCCCACCCACCCAUCCCCAUCAGCGAGUUGGGCAACCACAUAGAGCGUCUGAAAACGAACGACAACCUCAAGUUCAGCCAAGAGUACGAGUCCAUCGAGCCGGGCCAACAGUUCACCUGGGACCACUCGAACAUGGAGGUCAACACCUCGAAGAACCGCUACGCGAACGUCAUCGCCUACGACCACUCGAGGGUCAUCCUGCAGACCAUCGACGGGAUCCCAGGCUCGGACUACAUAAACGCGAACUACUGCGAUGGGUAUCGCAAACAGAACGCGUACGUGGCUACCCAGGGUCCUCUUCAAGAGACCUUCGGGGACUUCUGGAGGAUGUGCUGGGAGCUGCGCACCAGCACGAUCGUGAUGAUGACGAAGUUGGAGGAGAGGACGAGGAUCAAGUGCGACCAGUACUGGCCGACGAGGGGAGCGGAGACGUACGGACUGAUGACGGUGACCAUCAGCGACGUGCAGGAGCUGGCCACGUACUGCAUCCGGACCUUCCAGGUGUGCAGAGCCGGCUACUCGGAGAGAAGAGAUAUCAAGCAGCUUCAGUUCACGGCCUGGCCCGACCAUGGGGUUCCGGAACACCCUGCUCCCUUCCUGCAGUUCCUGAAGAGGGUCAGGUCCCUCAACGUCCCCGACAGCGGUCCCCUGGUCGUUCACUGCAGCGCCGGGGUCGGAAGGACCGGGUGCUUCAUCGUCAUCGACUCCAUGCUGGAGCGGAUCAAGCAUGAGAAGAUGAUCGACAUCUAUGGGCACGUGACUUGCCUGCGUGCCCAGAGGAACUACAUGGUGCAGACCGAGGACCAGUACAUCUUCAUCCACGACGCCCUCCUGGAGGCGGUGAUCUGUGGGAACACGGAAGUGCCCGCGCGGAACCUGCACUCUCACAUCCAGAAGCUGAUGCAGCCGGAGCUCGACAACAUCACCGGCAUGGAGCUAGAGUUCAAGAAGCUCUCCAACAUCAAGGCCGACUCCACCAGGUUCAUCUCGGCGAACCUGCCCUGCAAUAAACACAAGAACAGACUGGUGCACAUCCUUCCGUACGAGUGCACCAGGGUGUGUCUGCAACCACAGCGCAACAUCGAAGGGUCCGACUACAUAAACGCCAGUCUGAUAGAUGGCUAUCGCUACAGGGCGGCUUACAUCGCCACCCAGGGUCCUCUUAUCGACACCACCGACGACUUCUGGAGGAUGCUCUGGGAGCACAACUCCACCAUCGUCGUCAUGCUCACCAAGCUGAAGGAGAUGGGCCGCGAGAAGUGCCACCAGUAUUGGCCUUCCGACCGAUCCAUCAGGUACCAGUGCUUCGUGGUCGACCCCAUCGCCGAGUACAACAUGCCUCAGUACAUCCUGAGGGAGUUCAAAGUCACCGAUGCCAGGGAUGGGGCCAGUAGGACCGUCAGACAGUUCCAAUUCAUAGACUGGCCGGAACAGGGAGUCCCCAAGUCCGGGGAUGGGUUCAUCGACUUCAUCGGUCAGGUGCACAAGACCAAGGAGCAGUUUGGUCAGGAUGGUCCCAUCACCGUCCACUGCAGCGCUGGAGUCGGUCGCACGGGGGUCUUCAUCACGCUCAGCAUCGUCCUGGAGAGGAUGCAAUACGAGGGGGUCGUCGAUAUCUUCCAGACCGUUAGGAUACUACGCACCCAGAGACCUGCGAUGGUGCAGACUGAGGACCAGUAUCAGUUCUGCUACCGCGCUAGUUUGGAAUACUUGGGCUCGUUCGAUCAUUACGCCAACUGACAAGCAGACCCUCGGGAUCAGAGGGAGCCACCCAGAGAAAGAACUGAUCGACUCAGGAACAGAGAGGUCAUCAACGAGAGAGCGAAGGUGCGACGGGUGUGAGGUGUUGGGUUUUUUUAGGAAAUGGGCCUUAUGGGACGAGUCAGUUCUGCUGGCCGAUCAAUUUGGGACGUUCGGGCUCCUCCGAUCACUGGGCUACUGAUUUAUUUUGAAGAGACUGCAAAUGUACCGACGAGGGAGCGAAUCAAUCGACUGACGACUACCCUGAUGGGAGGUUUGAUCGCGAUCGACCGGAAAUUGUCGGUCGUUCGGCGUGACUAGAUGAGAAGAAACGUCAAAGUGAAAGAAAUGGAUCGUGACUUGAAGUUCCCGUCGACUUCAUCGCCUUCAUCAACUUAGAAAACUGAAGAGUGACCGACAUACGCGACGAGAAACCAGGCUGCGUCUCGCGCCGAAUACAUUUUUGGCUAUUAGGCCCAAUUAGGACGUUCACGCGACCUGGUGAGACGCGGUUCCUUUCCUGAAGAGCUUCGACCGAUCGAGCUUAAGCUCCUAUUCGUUAGUCAAUUCGUGUACAGGCCACGCGAAGCUUGCCAGGCACGAGUGUAGAGAGAAGCGCGCGAGAACGAUGACGGUCGGCCACCUGGAGACUUUGGGCGCCGAUUUCUCGACUUUCCGACUAUCAAACCUUCUUCAGCUUGGCCCACCCCAUUCCUUGGACCGGAUAGGCUGCACCUCGACUAUUGGAAUCGUGAUGUGCAAGAAAUUCUAUGCAGAAUCCCGCGAAAACGGAUUUUGGUCGACGCCAUCUUGGCACGCUCCACCUGCACGUGCGGUCCUUCCAGAAAACUCGAGCCGCGACCUAGUCGGGGAUCCUUCUGGAACGAGCCUCCUGGAAAUUCAUGGAAUUAAAAGAACCUAAAAAUCCAUAUCGAGUUCCGCGACAAGUGCACGCGAUCUUGUCUCUUUAGGAACAGAAUCCUCGAGGUUGCGAGUCGCUUCGGCGACCUCGAGGACCGACGAGGAGAAUCGAAAUAGCGAAUACUCGCCGAGGGGCACAUAUCCGAGCGCAAGCUUCGACGUCCGAGACGUCUUUUUCGACUUCCUUAGGCUUUUUGAGAUCCUUUAACCGAGACCACGGGCUCCCUAAUCGUAUUUAGAGCUAGUCUACAAUCUAAGACUGAGUACGGAUGCAGGGAUCCUUCCCUAGAAAUCUGGAUCUUGAAAAGUCCUCCCACCAGCGGGGGUCCUUCGACCAAAAUCGGACGAGGCUCGCAAAAGGAACCAGACCCUUCGAGAACCCAAAACAAGGGAACGGAAACUGUUCUUCAACAUUACCAAUGUGAUUGGAAGUAUCGAAAGGAGCGGGAAAUCGCCAUACUGCCAAACCGAAGGACCGUCGAUGAAGAGGAAGAAGCGACGCCCUGCCCUGAAGACACCCACUGAAGGCAUCAUCAUCAUCUCCCGUCACUCUGGUUCGGAUUCAACCACGAAGAGCGAUGCGUUAACCCAUAAGACAUAACUAAGAGUAGAUUAGGCGACGAUAGAGCGAAUGAGGAGCGAAUUUAGUCCUUAAGGUGUACGAGUGUCGAGGAUGCCUGUUGUGUCCGACCCCGAAGAAGCACUCCUGGCUCGCGUGGGGAGUCUCGAAGGAGGAAACUCCAAAGUGAACACUUCGAGGUAGCUCUUCAGGGUCUCCCCACGACCCGGGGCUUCGUGUCAGCCCCGAAGAUCGCACGUCGUUCUUGAUCCCCGACAGGAAUAGCUGAAGAAUGAAGGAAACCUAACAGAUAUCGUACAAACGUCGGGGAUUUCAACGCUUGCACCUCCUUCCGCAGUUUCACACAUUCCAAAGGACGGCCGACCGAUUUCCCGGUCUGAUCAAAAUCGUUUAUGCUUCUUCCAAUGAUAUCAAGGAAUAAUCAUCUCCCUCGGGAUAAUUUAUUUCCAUUAUUUUUCUAACCAAGAAAUAAUUAUAAUGAAACCCGCUGGAAAUUCACCCUCCCUGUUGAUGACGCCCAAUUGGGACUCUUAAAAUCAUUAAAAUUUCAACUGUAAAUCAGGCUUUUAUUGCAGUAUUAUUUUUUCUAGUUGGAAAAUAGGGGAAUUAUUGUUAUCGCAUUCUACAGGGCGUGUCAAAAUUCCCCGUAGAUGGGAUGUCGCCAUAGACUGUCGAAAUCGGUCGACCUGGUUUCUUCAUGAUGGACUCAAGUUCCCUGCCCAGUGCAGUGGGAAUUCGUUACUGUUUCUAAGGUGCAUCGCCGAUCGCAUUGUAUUCGUUUUCCACGGAAACUAGGCCGCAAAUUGCGGAAACCCUUGCGGGGCGAACCGCGGAAACUGGCUGCGGAAUCUCGCUAUUAAGUAUAAGCCGAGCGCCGGGGACGUUCUUCGUGGUGGAGGUCGAAGAGUGCGAAGACUCGCCCUUGGAUCGAGGGGGCGACCACGAAGAGUCCAGCUUUCACGCUCGUUUCGGUCUGGAAAGACAAUAAAGCACGCUGCCAGUUUCCGCGGCGUCCCAUAAAUUUAGCGAACCCGGCCUCGAGAAGAGAGGAGCACUUCCGCUCUCUAAUCGCAUUUAAGCCCUCCAGAAAGACGUAUAAAAAAAUCGACAAACUCCAUAUUCCCCUUCCUGACCCCAUAGAAAUUUGCACGCAUUUCUAGACCCCCCUUGUAACUGAAAGUCCACGAUAGAAAAAUGUAAAAUCGAAAAAUCAGGAAUCAGAAGAUGUACAAAGACACGUGACCUUGUAUAUUUUCCGUAUCAGCGCACUUUUAUUUCAAUUAAAUGUAACAUUGCAUUAUCAUUAUUCUUUUUUCUUCUUUUUUUUUUUUUUUUUUACUUAGAUGCCGAAUGUGAUAUCACGGAGACAAUGUCAUUUUCCUGCAGCUUAUUGCGGCAUUGAAAUCACCAAUGAUCGAGGAAAUUUCUAUGGGGAUUUUUAUCAGUCAUUCAUAACAGAUUUAUCAAUUUUUCUUUAUCGACUUUUAUUCGAGAUCCUCCGCCUCUUCUCGGGUCCGGAACCACCGGUGACCUUCUCGUUCUCCAGAAGCGUUCUCCAGGAGUCGAUGUCGACGAAGCCACCUGUACAUAGCCCCGCACCCAUUUCUCAGCGACAGCGUUACACCUGUACACAUAAGACGUAUAUAAAUAUAUACAUAGAUAUAUAUAUAUAUAUAUAAAUAUGAAUAUAACUAUAAAUAUGAAUAUAAAUAUUAUAAAUAUCGUUCUGACCGCGAACCGAAGAGACGCCCUUCCGGGUUUCAGCAUCCUGGCGUCUAAGCGAACGUGAAGAAUCGGAAUUAGUGGAGAAAAAGAAAGGAGAGAAUAUAUACGAGGGAAUAAUCGGCAUCUAGCUUCUUCGACACCUUUUUUCUACCGUGUACCGACACACACACACUCGCGACGCGUCGCGCUCUUUUAUAUAUUUUUACAAGACCUACUCGCAUCAUACGUACACGUUUUCUAAGGACCCUCCGAUCGAGUUUAGUUCGUAGCCAGUCGGAAUAAGUGCAGCUUCGAGUUCUCCCUUGUGGCCGCGAAUAAACGUCCCCGCCGCUCCGGUUAUUCCUGAAGAGUAACUCGCGUUAAAGAGUGAGAAUAAUGGCCGCCGAGGAAGACGGACUAAAUAAUCGAAUAGCUAAUUAAUCCCCUAUUUCGAAUCCCUUCUCCGCCCCUCGGAACUCCUCCCGAAAUAAAAGGAACGACGAAGAGGAACGAAGGAAAAUUCAAUUGCCCUCAAUAAUCCCCUGAAGCGUGAAACGCGAAAUUUCCUAACAAAGAUACGAUUAAAAGAAACGUUAAACCGCCCUGUAAAUUGCCCCAUCUCGCAAUAAAUCACCCUUCCUCCACCGAGAAGGCAAAUCUGGGAGCGAGGAGAGAAAAGAAAAUAAAGAAUCGUCGGUAACGUAAAUUGUUGUAGUUACGUGUUACGGUAGUACCCGGGAAAGGAGAAGAAGAAUAAGAAACGAGAUAAUGCUCCGAAAUGCAUUUUCCCCGCACACAUACACAUGGAUAUACACGUGGGCAUGUAUACGUAUAUACACACAAAGUCCAGGAUGCGCGUUCAAUGAUACACGUGUACAUGUCCCCACGUGUACGAUUGCAACGUAACGAGGUUACGUUUUUUUCUACUACGACGCGCCACCUCGAGGAGCAUCGCCAUUAACAAAAAGGAAACCCUGAGGACCGCGAUGGACAAAGGAACGAGGGAGUCCAUUUCCGUGUAGGUUGUAUUUUAGCUGCGUGUCUGUCGGAAUAGUCCCUAAGUUAUUUUCUAAGCCGGAGUUGUAUAGCGCCCGUGGCAUGUUGUAUUCUUCUUCUUGAAAUCGCAGGGGUUGGCGGCCAUGCCGCGAACAUGGCGCCGGAGCUAAAUAGUUAGUACGACUAAAUAGCGGUCUCCACGGAUUGUCGACUCCUCUCGAGACUAGGAAACCCCGAGGGAAACGGACCUCGAGGGGAGUCCCCGCUCCGGGGGUUGGACUUCCAGAUGUAGAGUCGCCGCGCCAAGUCGCAGCCCCGAGGGCCAUUGGAGUAGAGUCAGCAGCAGGACCUCAUAGAGAGAAAGAGAGAGAGAGUGGGAAAUUAUUUUGUGAUACUUUCUUGCCAGAAAGAAUACAACAGGCUCGGAGAGGCGGCACGUGGAGCACGAUGUUAUCGAUUCAAUAAUUAUACAAAUUAAAUAUUGUCUAAUAGGAGGAGUCUAUUGACGAGGAGAAAUACCAUGUACAUUAUGUAUUGCCUUUUGGCGUCAAUAAAAUAGCGAC